AUGGCCGCCCGCCAACCCAGGUUCAACCAACAUGUCCUCAUCGACACCACGCCCCUGCCCGAUUCCGUACCCAAGGUUCCUGAAAUCGGCGCCUCUUCCGCUCCUUUACUCAGCGCAUCCUUCUUCAUUGGAGCAAGGUGCGGUGCAUACAAUGAUGACUACAUGAAGUGCAAGACCGAGGCGCAUGGGAAGGGGGAGGUGGAGUGUAUGAAGGAAGGGAGGAAGGUCACGAGAUGUGCAGCUAGUGUGCUGGAUGAUAUCAAUAAGAACUGCCUUGAGGAGUUCCGGAAACACUGGGAGUGUUUGGACAAUAACAACCAACAGCUGUGGCAUUGUAGAAGACCGGAACAGCUGCUCAAUGCGUGUGUAUUCGACAAGCUGAAACUCGAGAAGAUGAUACCCGGAGCGCCAGAAAAUGAGACUCCUGUACACUUGCGGGAUAGGCAAAUAUUCUCACAUAACAUGUCGAGCUAUCGUAAACCAGAGUAG
Molecule: messenger RNA, 489 nt
Organism: Letharia columbiana
Lineage: Eukaryota; Fungi; Ascomycota; Lecanoromycetes; Lecanorales; Parmeliaceae
Exons: 4
Coding region: 1-489 (162 amino acids)
Biological process (GO): mitochondrial electron transport, NADH to ubiquinone
Source: RefSeq, a predicted model, not a curated record